Molecule: messenger RNA, 4843 nt
Organism: Effrenium voratum
Lineage: Eukaryota; Dinophyceae; Suessiales; Symbiodiniaceae
Source: the annotation of a GenBank genome assembly
GGGAUUGGCACAGACCUCCAGGGAUUGUCCCAGACUGCACCAGCUGAGCCAUGGCUGUAGCACAAAUCAGCAAGGACAAGCUGUCCCGGGAAGCUCAGAAGUUAUGGCAGCAGGUCUUGGAGGAGUACGGCCACAUUGAGGUUUGCAGGGACUUCAAAGACGUGGACGAGUCGCGAAAGCCCCUCAUGCUGCUGGCUCUAGCAGAGUCUGUUGUUGGCAAAGUUAGACCAAUCCAAGAGAAGGGAAGCAGAGGGCGGAAAUCUGACAGUUUGCUUCGCUCAGCUCUGCGGGCUUUUGGCGUGAAGGAAUCAGCGCAGCCGAAUGACGACAUUUUGGCAUCUUUCAGCACGGGAUUCUUGCCCACGUGGGGUGUGGAGAUGCCAUGCAGUUUGUUGCUCAGCGGGCUUUCUGUCAGUGAAGUCUGUGACAAAGUGAAUCGAAGCGAGAUUGUGAUGCCGACCUGCAACAGUUCUGUGACGAAAGUAAGCGUGGAUUGUUCAUGGCAGCGACUGAAGAGCGUGGCCAUUUCUGAGCUGAAGCUGUUCUGCCCCACAAAGGGCAGCUGUUUGGAGUGCGAAGUAGUGGGGGAUCCGCGCUUUGUGGUCGGGAUUACUACAGUAAUUCAGGAUGUUCGUGGCAAUGCUGUCUUGUGCGGUAUAUACAAUCUACCCGGCGUCUGCGACCAGCGUUCAGCCUCUAGCAAGCUGCAGCGCGGCUCAACCCUUCUCAUCGCCGAGCCGUUCUUGAAGGUCAUGUCAGAUGGAUGCCGUGGCAUACGCGUGGACAAUCCGUCUGAAAUCCAAGUCUUUCCUCCUGGCCACAAACCGCAGCGAGGAGAAGCGGAAAUCACUGCGGGGCAAUUCGGCAAAAGGCCAGAAGCCAAAGAGCGAGCAGAACGCCAGCCCGCCGUCAACCUUUCAGAACUUUUGGAAGGCAGCUUGGAUCCGGGAACAAGAGUGAGAUUGAAAGGCCUGACGUCCAAGAAAGGCUUGGCCAUGAACGGCAAGUGUGGGCGAGUGGCACAGCAAGAUGCCCAAGACCUGGAAAGAAUCACAGUUGAGGUCGAGAGCGCUACCGGCACGGCCGAGGUGAUCAAAGUGCGGCCAAACAAUGUGGAAGUUGCUGCUUGCGAGAUGUUGCCGGACAUACUGCAGGUCAAAGACACGGCAAACCAAUCUUUUUCUCAAGGGAACUUGCAGGCCGCUAUCGACGGCUACAGUGAGGUGCUUGGCAAGCUUUCUUGCUUGCAGUCAGAUGAAGCUACUGCAGAGAUGGCCAAAUGUUUUUGCAACAGGGCUCUUUGUUUUCAAAAGCAGGGCAAAUGGGACACAGCAGCUGCAGAUGCGCAGUUGGCUAUAGACAAAGCUCCAACUUACGUAAAAGGACAUGCUCGCCUAGCAGCGACGCUUCUUCAUAAUUCUGAUGACUUGAGCCAAGACGACGUCCGCCGCGCAUGCUUGCAUAUCUGCAUUGCUAUCGCACUGGCCGGCAGAUCUGCAGGGGAGGACCUUCUAACGCAGCUGCGGAGCAUUGCAACAGCUUCUGAAGAUCCUGUUCCCAACGCGCAAGAGCUGGUCAGCGUGCGAUGCUAUUCAGAGCUAGCAGCAGCGCUUGCCUCAAGUUCGAUCAAGUUCGUGGUUCUCCGCCCAGGGGAAUACCAUUGGCCUUCAGAAUUUGGCCAGGCCAACGUGCUUCACGACGUGACAAUGGUAGGAUUGGCAGCAACUACACUGAUCAAGGGCAACUCACACCUGGUUCGUAUUUGCGCUGGCCGCAUGUGCGUACGCAAUGUCUGCAUCAAAGACUCCAAAGCAGCGUCUUUUGAGGGAGGAGCUUCCUUCUGUGUUGACGGGCCGAGAUCUCGGCUGACUUUGUCCGGAUGCAAGAUAGAGGACAGCUCUGAGGUGGGCAUUUUGGUCGCUGAGGGUGGCCGUGCCAUUGUCAAGGAUUGCCACUUUAGCAACAUCUUGCGUCAAGCCAUCGAGGUAAGGGCCGCUGGCGAGCUGGAAGUUCAAGAUUCAACAUUUCGACGAGUGCGUCAAGGCGUUUCGGCGUAUGGCGGCGCACGAAGUGUGGUGCUACGCGAUGUGAUUGUAGACAUGUCAUUUGACGAGGGGGUCUUGGCUUGUGGGGAUCAGCAAAAUGCAGAAACCCGACAACAGGCAAGAUACUGCGCAGAGGACCCACGAGCGAGGGGCACUGGAGAGCGGAAAGAGGCUAUUCGCCGUGGCCGCAAAAUCUCUGAACAAGCGCGCGCAGUUGCAGAGGAGCUGGAUUGGAAUGGCCGACUGACGCUGACCAUGUCGGACUGUACUGUCCGUCAAGGGCAAGGCUUGGGCUGUAGCAUUGACGAAGGCUGCGCGGCAUUUCUCCACCGGUGCACUUUUGAACAUAUGAGACCCAACAUGACGACGAACUUUCCUGGGAUCGGCGUAUUGAUAAAGGGCGAGUCCGAUUGCAGAGUAAGCUGUUGCCGCUUCCUCAACAACAUGGCGGGGGUGUCGGUUGGCUUCAACUAUGCUGGUAGCGUUCUUGUCGAGAGCUCCGUGUUUGCAGGGAACCAGCUGAAGGAUGUACAAGAGGAUGCGAACGCUGCCGAUUCACUUCUACUGAAGCUUCCACCGAAACUGGCAAACCAUCCAGCCUUCAAGGAGCUGAACUCACAGAGGAAGCAGCUGGAGGAGGUUGGCGCUUGGAGCGCCCCAGUCAAGCAGAUAGGCAACAAGUUCUUCUCGCGGAAGGAAAAAGUGCCAGAAGUCGCAGAACUGACUGCGGCGGCCGGAGAAGGCCCUCUGCCCCAGAAACUCGCCUGGGAAGCUGCCAGUCAGCAGAGGCACUCUCUGUCAAAUCCCUGCGGCUGUGGAUUUGCCUGCACAGAGCUGGCGAAUAGCCAGGACUGUUCUCAGCCCGCGUUGCGCAACCAUGUGGACUUCCCGCCCUUUCCAUGCCUGCCGGCGAGCGAGCACUUGGCGAAGAAGCAGGACGAUGCUAACAAGCAGUUCUACUUCCGGCAGGGACGCCCGUUCCGGCACUGGUCUUUGUUGGGCGAGGUGUUGUCCGUGGGCACGGCGCAGGGUGCAGAUGCAGCAUCCUUCAUGGUACGUGCUGCCGACGCUGCAAAGCUUGUCAAGAUGCGAAGCAAAUUUGCUGCCCAGCCGAUGGAAGCAGACGUGGAGGUCCUGCUGAUGCUGGAGGAGGCCUUGGCAAACGGUAGCGCCCGAGUGGCCGCAGGCAGCACGGUGGCGAUACUUUAUGCUGAAAUGCAAGACAUCGAUAUCACCAGCGGCAGAGGGUCGGUGCAAGUGCAGGACUGCAGCCGGGUUUUUGCGUUUGCCGGCUCGCUUCAAGAUGUUUUGGAGCACGCAGAAGCGUGCAGUCAAUCCCCCGAUGAUAUCCAGUGUUGUGCAGUUUGCAGAAAGGAAGGAAUUGCUAUCCGACGUUGUGAACUUUGCAAUGCGAUUUCCUACUGUAGUGAAUGUCGUGGCCAGCACACAGCUCAUGCGCCACUUUGCUCGCAGAUGGAGAUGCUGCGACUCCUUUCGGGCGCGAACUUCCGCAGCUUCUCCGAGCCAUUCAGCUUUGUGGAGUGGGCAGAGCAAGCUGCAGAGCAGAGCCGCGCGAGACGAAGCGAGUUUGAAAGCAGGGAGAAGCCCGCGGAGCCAACUGAGCAAGCUGCAACUGUAGCAAAGACGGCAGAUGAAAUUUGCAAAUUGCUUGAUGGAAGCACGGCCACAGAGCUGCAAGCUGCUAUCGCCGCGGCCGAAGAGGCGCUGCGGGAGAAGUUGCCCGAUGGCUCCUUCAGGAUCAGCAAGAACCAAGGACGUGCCAGGCUGCAAAAUCGGCUGAAAAGGGCCAAGGCGAAGCUUAGUGAGGAGCCGGUGGCAAAGCUAGAUGCUCAAUCUGCUCAACCAGAGGUUCAGUACGAGCCCGAGACUUCCCCAGCUGGGCCAGCUGGGUGUGGGCCACUGGACACCGACGGUUAUCAUGGCGUUUGGGAACUGCCUCGCUGGGAAUGCCCCAGAAAGUGCUGCAAAGACGCACACAUCUUUGUGUCAUAUCCUCGAGGACGCGCCCCCAACAAGGAGUGGUGCAUCCAAGUGCGCCCGCAGAAAUACUGCACGGACUUCAAGAUCAUCCACCAGCUCCCUGAGCACUCGAUCUCUUUUCUCAGCUGCUGGGGUCAUGCCUCCAACCGGCCGGGUUGGAGGCUGCCUGAUUCCGGCAGGAGGUGCAGGUUGUGGAGGAUCCGGCCCAGUGACGUGACCUUCAGCCAGGAUUCGAUCUCAAAGAGCUUCACGGAUGGUAAGACUCUCGACGGAACUCUUGAAAGUCUCAGAUCUGGAAAAUGCAAGUUGGAAGACAUCGAGCAGAUCAAAAUAACGUGGCACAGUCAUUGGAGGGUGUCGGCAAAGCCACGUUGGUGGACCUACACCGGCAACCGGCGCCUGUCCUUGUACCAGCAACUGGAGAAGGAAGGCUUCCUUGAGUAUAUUGUCGCUGAGUGGGUCAAUUUACCCGUCCCUGAGUGGCGCGUCACUACUGAGGCUGCUGGCCAGAUCCCUCGCCGAAGGAAGUGAAGUUAUUGCAGCUCCCGCAGUGUUCCUAUCAAUCUGAGCUCGGUUAUCCAUUGGUAGUGCGAGUAACUUGUUCCUUUCAGCAAAAAUCCAUAGACUCACAUGGGGCCGCUUUCCUCUUCCAUUGCUUCGCUAGUGGAAAAAGGACUCUGGCACCGAUUCGUUCAGGCAGUGCUCCUGCUGUGCCCUUGCCAAGCGGCUUGCUCGUCGGGGGCUUCGACUCGAAGAGUCGCAAAGUCUUUGAGUAGUUUUGACAUUAUGGCAGGCUG